Molecule: messenger RNA, 1128 nt
Organism: Paramecium tetraurelia
Lineage: Eukaryota; Ciliophora; Oligohymenophorea; Peniculida; Parameciidae
Exons: 6
Biological process (GO): glycine catabolic process
Cellular component (GO): mitochondrion
Molecular function (GO): aminomethyltransferase activity; protein binding
Source: RefSeq, a predicted model, not a curated record
AUGAGAAAGAUAUCUUAUGGUUUCACAUAAUUGAUGAAAUUGCAUUUACAUGACUAUCAUGUCAAUCUCAAAGCAAAAAUGGUUCCAUUUGCUGGAUAUGAAAUGCCUGUUCAAUAUCCAUAGGGUGUUUUGAAGGAGCAUUUAUAUUGCAGAGAAUCAUGUGGAUUAUUUGAUGUAUCACACAUGGGGUAAGUCAAAGUAUUUGGAGAGGAUAGAGUGAAAUUCGUUGAAACCCUAACAACUGGAGAAUUCUAAACAAAGAAAUCGGGACAGAGUGUUUUGUGUUUGAUUUUGAAUGAGAAGGCAGGCAUCAUAGAUGACACAAUAGUUGCUAAAAGAGAUGAUCACAUUCACAUCGUUGUUAAUGCUGGAAAUAAGUUUAUUGAUAUGAAACAAAUGGAUAAAAUCAUUAAGGAUUACAACUAUAAAGUCUAAUAUGAGUAUCUCAAGGAUAAGCCUUUGAUUGCAGUGCAAGGACCAAAUGCUCACAAAGCAUUGAAUGAAAUACCAUUUAUGUUUAUGGUGAAUAUCAAAAAGAAUGGAAUAGACUAUCAAAUCAAUAGAUGUGGAUACACAGGUGAAGAUGGCUAUGAAAUAUCUGUUGAGAGUUCUAAAGCAUAAGAAUUAUGUGACAAGUUAUUGGCAACCAAAAUGGCUUAAUUCUGUGGUUUGGGAGCCAGAGAUUCAUUACGUCUAGAGGCUGGUUUAUGUUUACAUGGCCAUGAGAUGGAUGACACAAUUUCCCCUUACGAAGCAAAAUUAAUGUGGACUGUACGAAAGCCAAAUAAAGAAACUGGAAAAUACAAUGAAUCUGCUGCUUUUAUUGGUCGAGAUGCCCUGCCACAAAGACAAAAAGAUGCAAAAUUCAAAAGAAUGGGUUUCAUUACUUAAUCAGGAAUUGCCAGACCCCCUUGUGAUAUUGAAUUCCAAGGACAGAAGAUUGGUUCCGUUACAAGUGGCACAUAUUCACCUAAUUUGAAAAAAGGAUUGGGCUUUGCUUUCAUUAAUAAUGAAUAUGCUAAAGAUGGAACUUAAUUAUAAGCAGAUAUAAGAGGAUCCAAAGUAAACAUCACUUUGAGUCCAACUCCAUUUGUACCAUAGAGAUAUUAUAAACCAGAGAAAAAGUGA